Molecule: messenger RNA, 1080 nt
Organism: Nakaseomyces glabratus
Lineage: Eukaryota; Fungi; Ascomycota; Saccharomycetes; Saccharomycetales; Saccharomycetaceae
Gene: NSE4
Product: Smc5-Smc6 complex subunit NSE4
Biological process (GO): DNA repair
Cellular component (GO): Smc5-Smc6 complex; nucleus
Source: RefSeq, a predicted model, not a curated record
AUGGAGAGCGAGCAUGAGGUGCAGCAGCUGUACCGGGACAUACAGAAUGAGAUUACGGUGCUGAAGACGCGGCUGAGCAAAGGCGGGGACGUGGCUGUGGCACAGGAUGUGUAUAAGCGGGCGGAGGCGCUGUUUCCCAAGGUGUCCAGUCUUAAGAACAACCGACUGUUUGCGCAGGACGCCAGGGUGGUUGCUGACUUGUCUGAGCUCACGCAGAUAUGCAUACGGAACCUGGACUUUGACGAUGAGUUCAGCCUGGUGAGCCUUGACGACGUGGUGCAGUACUCGAAGGCAUAUAUGCUAAGGGACUACUUGCAAUUGAGCGGAGUGGAGGUGAAGACCGAGAAGACAUUUGACCUCAGUGCCGACUCUGAUGGGACAGGCGGUGGGACAGUGGAAGGCGGCAACGACGCCGGCGGUGAAACAUCAGAUGCGGCACCACAGAGGCCUGAACACAUCUCUGAGAUGUUGCAGAUUAACAAGAAGAGGAAAGUACUUCGACAGUAUGACCAAUAUACACAUUUCACGCAGUUCAACUGGUAUAGGAUGGGCACUCUGUUUAAUAAAGUGAGUAAACUGCCUCCAACCACAGAUCACUUGCUGGGUCCAUUUGGUUUCGAGAGAAAGAAAAGAGUAUUGAAGGAGAGAGCUGCUAGAGAUGGGCUCGCCGAAAAAUCGACCGCUGAGAACUUGAGUAAGGAGACACUAACCUCAGGGCAAGAGAUAACUACCCCAGAACAAGUCCAGCGAUGUUUUAAGAUUCUAAAGAGAAAGAACGGCAUGAACAGUAUCAAUCUAUUCCAGUUUGUGCUGGACCCGAAUUCUUAUUCGAAGUCUGUGGAAAACCUGUUUUACACUAGCUUCUUACUCAAGGAAAACAAAUUACAAAUGACAGAGGGAAAUGAUGGAAUGCCCGAGAUAGCGAUAUACAAGCACUCUAAAGAUCGCACUAACGAUAACAACGAUGGUCAGCGUGGAAGAGGUGACCACCAGAACCAUAUCAUAUUCCAGCUAGAUAUGCCUACAUGGCAGAAACUUGUUGCCAAGCUUGGUAUCAAAGAACCAUUUCUGGAUUAUUGA